Loxodonta africana (African savanna elephant) is the source of this 5709-nucleotide messenger RNA. It is a transcript of the gene EEF2K, whose product is annotated as eukaryotic elongation factor 2 kinase. Gene Ontology annotation, biological process: protein phosphorylation; response to differentiation-inducing factor 1; myosin II filament disassembly. Lineage: Eukaryota; Metazoa; Chordata; Mammalia; Proboscidea; Elephantidae. Gene Ontology annotation, molecular function: calcium ion binding; ATP binding; elongation factor-2 kinase activity. The transcript has 18 exons. The record is from RefSeq and is a predicted model, not a curated record. The coding region runs from base 199 to 2367 and encodes 722 amino acids.
CCGGCACGCUCGGGGGGCCCGCCCGUCCUGCACCCUGGAGCGCCCGGCCGCGAGCCUCUGCCAACUCCUCUGGCUCCUCGUGGCUGCGUGCAGCGGCUGCCGCGCCUUUGCACCCGAGGGAGGAUCCUUGCCGCUGUGUUUGCCCAGUAACUCUGGCUGUGCCGCGUACCCCUUGGGUAAAACGGGCACCCCAGGAACAUGGCAGACGAAGACCUCAUCUUCCGCCUGGAAGGCGUUGAUGGCAGCCAGACAUUUCGGUCUGGUCCUGAUGGCAAUUCUGAUGCAGACAGCGAUGAUGAGGAAGGUUACUUCAUCUGCCCCAUCACUGAUGACCCCAGAUCUAACCAGAAUGCCAAUUCCAAGGUUAAUAACUACUACAGCAACCUAACAAAAAGUGAGCAGUAUGGAUCCCCAGCAAGUUCCUUCCACUUUAAGGAAGCCUGGAAGCAUGCAAUCGAGAAGGCCAAACACAUGCCCGACCCCUGGGCUGAGUUCCACCUCGAGGACAUUGCCACAGAAUGUGCCAUACGUCACAGGUACAACGCUGUCACGGGGGAGUGGCUACAAGACGAAGUUCUGAUCAAGAUGGCAUCUCAGCCCUUUGGCCGUGGAGCGAUGAGGGAGUGCUUUAGGACGAAGAAGCUCUCCAACUUCCUGCACACCCAGCAGUGGAAGGGGGCCUCCAACUACGUGGCAAAACGCUACAUCGAGUCUGUGGGCAGGGACGUGUACUUUGAGGAUGUGCGUCUACAGAUGGAGGCCAAGCUCUGGGGGGAGGAGUAUAACCGGCACAAGCCCCCCAAGCAGGUGGACAUUAUGCAAAUGUGCAUCAUCGAGUUGAAGGAGAGACCUGGUAAGCCCCUUUUCCACCUGGAACACUACAUUGAGGGCAAGUACAUCAAGUACAACUCCAACUCGGGCUUUGUCCGCGAUGACAACAUCCGCCUGACGCCACAGGCCUUCAGCCACUUCACGUUUGAGCGUUCUGGCCAUCAGCUAAUUGUGGUGGACAUCCAGGGUGUGGGCGACCUCUACACUGACCCGCAGAUCCACACUGAGACAGGCACUGACUUUGGAGACGGCAACCUCGGCGUUCGGGGCAUGGCCCUUUUCUUCUACUCGCAUGCCUGCAACCGGAUCUGCAAGAGCAUGGGCCUGGCACCAUUCGACCUCUCGCCAAAGGAGAGGGACACCGUGAAUCAGAACACCAAGCUGCUGCAAUCAGCCAAGACCAUCUUGAGGGGGACUGAGGAAAAAUGUGGGAGCCCCCGAGUAAGGACCCUUUCUGGGAGCCGGCCCCCCCUGCUCCUUCGCCUUUCAGAGAACUCUGGAGAUGAGAACAUGAGUGAUGUGACCUUUGACUCUCUGCCUUCUUCACCGUCUUCAGCCACACCGCACAGCCAGAAACUAGACAACCCCCAUUGGCCGGUGUUCGGCGACCUUGAUAACAUGGCACACAGAGACCAUGACCAUCUGGACAACCAGCGGGACUCUGAGAACAGUGGGGACAGCGGAUACCCUAGUGAGAAGCGGGGUGAGCUGGAUGACCCCGAGCCCCAAGAACACGGCCACUCAAAUGGUAAUCGGAGGUACGAGUCUGACGAAGACAGCCUGGGCAGCUCCGGACGGGUUUGUGUGGAGCAGUGGAAUCUUCUCAACUCUUCCCGCCUCCACCUGCCGAGACCUUCGGCUGUGGCCCUGGAAGUGCAAAGGCUUAAUGCUCUGGACCUUGAAAAGAAGAUUGGGAAGUCCAUUUUGGGGAAGGUCCAUCUGGCCAUGGUGCGGUACCAUGAGGGCGGGCGCUUCUGUGAGAAGGACGAGGAGUGGGACCGUGAGUCGGCGGUCUUCCACCUGGAGCACGCGGCUGACCUGGGCGAGCUGGAGGCCAUUGUGGGCCUGGGGCUCAUGUACUCGCAGCUGCCUCACCACAUCCUGGCUGACGUCUCUCUGAAGGAGACAGAGGAGAAUAAAACAAAAGGAUUCGAUUACUUACUAAAGGCAGCUGAAGCUGGUGACAGACAGUCAAUGAUCCUGGUGGCACGAGCUUUUGACUCUGGCCAGAACCUCAGCCCAGACAGGUCCCGAGACUGGUCAGAAGCCCUGCACUGGUACAACACUGCGCUAGAGACCACGGAGUGUGAUGAGGGCGGUGAAUAUGACGGGAUGCAAGACGAGCCUCGGUACAUGCUGCUGGCCAGGGAGGCUGAGAUGCUGUUCACAGGUGGCUUCAGGCUGGAGAAGGAUCCCCAGAGAUCAGGCAACUUGUACACUGAGGCAGCCGAAGCAGCCAUGGAAGCCAUGAAGGGCCGCCUGGCCAACCAGUACUACCAGAAGGCAGAGGAAGCCUGGGCCCAGAUGGAGGAAUGACUCACCAGCAAAAUCACUGCCGGCUGUCCCAAGCAAAAGGGCUAGAAGGGAGAAAAACAAAACAACAACAAUAAAAAGACAUUUAGUUUGGGGAAGGGGAGAUAUUUUUAGUAUAUGUUGUAAAUCUACUUUUGUAUUUCAUAUUUUGACUCUCGAAAAUGUCUUUGCUACUGGCAAAGACUACUGCUGCCCUUUAGGGCAGCAUUUUGGGGAAGUGGGGAAUGAAAAUGAAGCCUAAUGAACCAACAUAUGAUUUUGAGUUUGUUGGUUUUUUUUUUUUUUUGGUCAUGAGACAUAAAAAAGUGCGUUUCUGCCUUGGAUGGAAAAUAUUAGGGCUUUGCUCACCAGCCUAUUCAGGCUGGACUGAAAUCUCAGGCCCACAAAGCCCUGUGUUUCCUGAGUCAAAACGAGGAAUAGAGCGCUGCACGUUAACUUUUGGAAACCGCAUGGCAUCUUCCCAUGGAUAUUAGAUUGUAUAAUACCCAGGUACCCUCUGCCAUGGGGGAGGGGCCCUUACACUGACCGCUUACUAACCUUUUAAUUUCCUUCCUACAAUGCUACAGAUAUUCUGGGAUACAGCCAGAUAACUUUUUUUUAAAGCAUGCUUUCUGCAGUGGGCUUUACUAAAGAGGUUUGAUUUUGGUAUGCACGCAUUUACUACCUCUAACCCCUACAUCAGCUAGUGUGGAAGUGGGUGCACCUCAGCUUACACGUGGAAGGACAGUGGCUUGGAAUGUUGGAGUCUUUCCUCCCAGCAGACGCCUUCUGUGCAUCUCAGGGGCUGCAUGCACAAUGUGACUGAAGCGUCCUUUGUACAGUACUCUUCAGUGUUGUCGUAGCAUCUGAUGUUCUGUAGUAUCUGUCCCCAGCCCUCAUCCUUGACCUUUUCUGCUUGAAGCUAUGCUGAUUUUGUUGUCCUCUGCAGCCAGAUGCUUUCAGCAGCAGCCCCUUGAGGUUUAUCUAUGAUGUCUGAGAAUGAGAGGGCAAGAACUGUAAACACUCAUUAAUUCUAGUAGUUUCCCCAGGGCCAGGCUGUAGUUAUCCUUAACUCAGUGAGCCUUCCCUUUAAAAGGAGUUCAGAUCUAAUGUUAGCGUGCUUUCAAUUCAGUGUUUCAAACAGCAAAGAAAACAGACUGCAUUGAUCAACCCCAAGAGCUAAAGAAGCCGCUCUUUAUGUAAAAAUCAAAACAUAAAAAAGCAGAGUGUAACAUACAGAUCAUUCUUAUCUAUGCACUAAAAUAGGUCCUUCAACCCUUUAGCGUUAAGUGCUAUGGAGUUAGGAACCCGUGCGAGCAUUUGUUUCCAAAGUCCAGAGCGUGCCCCUAAGGAAAUAAUCAAGCAGAGUCAAGUUUACUCUUGAAAAAUCGUAUAUACCCAUCAAUAACAGUAUUCCUGGUUUGUAUAUGGACUCAUCACAGGCAGUUUUCCUCUGGAAGUUAGAACUGAUCACCCUGUCUUCACCUGCACCAGAUCAAGUGGUUGGCUUGUGUCAAAUGUUUUGUUUUUGUGUGUGUGUUUUUUAAACCAGUUUAUAUAGUUAAAUUGCAUAUGUUAAAUGUACAUAAAAAGCAACUUUAUUGUGAUUUGUCUCUUCAAAGUAAUCUAGCCUCAUAGUGAUUCAUGCGUUUUUAUUGUUGAUUUACUAAGCCUCCUCUCUCUCUGAGAUUUUAUUACAUGAAUUGUUGGUGUGCCCUAGUCAUCUGCCUAAUUUCUUAAUUAUAUAUCAACUCUUUUCUCUAACCCAGAGGAGGUCAGCAAACUUUUUUUGUAAAGGGCCAGAUAGUAAAUAUUUCAGACUUUGCUGGCCAUAAGGUCUCUGUCGACAACUCUGCCCUUUGUAGUGCAAAAGCAGCCAUUGACAAUUUGUAAACAAAUGAGGUUGGCUGAGUUCCAAUAAAACUUUAUUUAUAAAAACAGGCGGGCUACCUGGUCUGUGGUUGCCAACCCCUGAGCUACCAUAUUAAGCUCUGAGGGCAGAAGCUAUCUCAUCUUUCUGGCCUCCAGGGCUCAAAAGCACAGCACCUUGGCACAGAGUCAUCCGACGUGUGAACAGAGAGCCCUGAUCACUGCACUGUCUUUAAGGCUGUAGUUCCUCCAACCAGUUAGUGAUUCAUUUUGGGGAUUAGCUUGAACCAUCACUUCUACAAUUCCCACUCCACCCACCCACAUGGCCUUUAAUGUUAGUAGGCGGUCCCCUUCUCCUCCAGGAGGCUGGAAUGUCCUGGAUGUAUAACUAAGCAAAGGCUUCUCUAAGAAUCAUUGAGAGUGAAAAAAACGAGCUUAAAAGAUGUUGAGAUCCUUCUGAGCCAGCAGAAUUUACUCCACCUUCAGAACCUAAUUUCAGGCCUUCAAAGGUAGGGAGCCAUGGUGGCCCAGUGGUUAAGAGCUUGGCUGUUAACCAGAAGGUCGGCGGUUCGAAUCCACCAGCCACUCUUUGGAAACAUUGUGAGGAUAGUUCUGCUCUGUCCUAUAAUAUCUCUAUGAGUUGGAGUCAACUUGAUGGCAUAGGUUUGGUUUUUGAAAAUUUUUUUUGAAAGCUGGUUAGGCCAUCUUUUUCCACAAAGCUGGGUAUGCCAAAAAAUACCCCAAGACAUUCAGCCCAACUGGAAAGACAUCCAAGACUAUUUUCAAGUGCAAGAGCAGGUGAAGGUCCAGGAGAUUAGCAGAGAUGGGGAUAUAGUCCAGGAGUACCUUCAUUCACAGAUGGGGCAACUGAGAUUCUGAAGACUAGAUUGACUUUCACAGUGACACGGCUAGUUAGUAGCUAAGAUGGAAUGAAGGUUUAAGAGCUGCUGUUAUUUAGAGAAUCCUGGAAAUAGAAUUUAAGUUUCAACUGGAGUUUCAUGGCCCCUUUCAGUGUUGCUACAGACAAAAGAAAAAAAGCAGGCUGUUCAGAUAAAAGAAAGAAAAAAAGGAACCCAAACCUCAGUGCUUCUGAAUAUCCUUAUUUUCCCUUCACCUGAUGCACUGUGGAAAUUUAUCGCUAAAUGCAACCUUGACGAAUCAAGCCAAGACUGCCCUUGAAAACAGCAAUUUUUGUGUCUUCAUUUCCUUUCAUCCCAGCACAUUUGUCUGCAGUAUCAGAUAUGUUUUACAAAUCAGUGAAUGUUUACACAAUUCUAUGCAGCUUACGUGGGAGAAAGGAGACACAGUAUGCACGCUCCCUGCAAAGACUUGUGCCUGUUUGUUGGUCUUGCCUCUGAGGUAACUGGUCUACCUGGACAUGGGGGAGGCUGGUGGAACCCCAGAGAAACUGUUUGCAUUACAGAUUUAUUUUUGCAUAUGUAUUCAAUUCCAUUUCCUCUUUCCAAAUAAAGUGGUUUCUUUCCUUCUUGUCUCAAA